Messenger RNA from Drosophila obscura, 1963 nucleotides. RefSeq names its product probable isocitrate dehydrogenase [NAD] subunit alpha, mitochondrial (gene Idh3a). Gene Ontology annotation, cellular component: mitochondrion. Gene Ontology annotation, biological process: tricarboxylic acid cycle; isocitrate metabolic process. Lineage: Eukaryota; Metazoa; Arthropoda; Insecta; Diptera; Drosophilidae. The transcript is spliced from 6 exons. The record is from RefSeq and is a predicted model, not a curated record. Gene Ontology annotation, molecular function: NAD binding; isocitrate dehydrogenase (NAD+) activity; magnesium ion binding. Bases 103 to 1254 code for a protein of 383 amino acids.
UUUUCCGCAAGGUGGCGACUACGGCGGGCGCAAAUAGAUUGACAAACGAGUGAAUUUUUUUCUAUCCACGAAGAAACAAGUGCAAAUAUUUUAAGCAACGAAAUGGCUGCUAGAUUCAUACAGAAAAUUCUCAAUCAAUUGGGUUUCAGUGCUGCGCGUGAUCCGGCAGCAGUGUCUGCGUCAACGAUCUUAACUGAAACAACACUUAAAACUAAGGUCAACACAACUCCAUCUGCCAGUCGUGCCUACUCAUCUGGAUCUAAAAAAGUCACACUGAUACCCGGGGAUGGCAUUGGUCCUGAGAUCUCCGCAGCCGUUCAAAAAAUAUUCACUGCGGCGAAUGUGCCCAUUGAAUGGGAAGCCGUCGACGUGACCCCCGUUCGUGGCCCAGAUGGAAAAUUCGGCAUUCCACAAGCAGCCAUCGAUUCGGUGAAUACGAACAAGAUCGGCUUGAAGGGCCCACUAAUGACGCCCGUUGGAAAAGGACAUCGAUCGCUUAACUUGGCCCUUCGCAAGGAGUUCAACCUCUAUGCCAAUGUGCGUCCCUGCCGCAGUCUUGAGGGCUAUAAAACACUGUACGAUGAUGUUGACGUUGUUACUAUCCGUGAAAACACCGAGGGCGAGUACUCAGGCAUUGAACACGAGAUCGUCGAUGGCGUCGUUCAGAGCAUCAAGCUGAUCACCGAGGAGGCCUCUAAGCGCGUGGCUGAGUAUGCCUUUCAAUAUGCCAAGAACAAUAAUCGGAAGAAGGUAACCGUCGUGCACAAGGCGAACAUUAUGCGCAUGUCUGAUGGUCUGUUUCUGCGAUGUGUUCGUGAUAUGUCCCAGAAGUUCCCGGAUAUCCAGUUCGAGGAGCGAUACUUGGACACCGUGUGCUUGAACAUGGUCCAGAACCCAGGCAAAUACGACGUACUGGUCAUGCCCAAUCUGUAUGGUGAUAUUCUAUCCGAUAUGUGCGCUGGUCUGGUUGGCGGUCUCGGCCUGACGCCAUCUGGCAACAUGGGCCUGAAUGGCGCGCUCUUUGAGUCUGUGCAUGGUACCGCUCCCGACAUUGCCGGCAAGGAUUUGGCCAACCCCACUGCCCUGCUUCUUUCGGCGGUCAUGAUGCUGCGGCACAUGGAGCUUAACUCACACGCCGAUAAGAUCGAGCGCGCUGCUUUUGAAACCAUCAAAGAGGGUAAAUACUUGACCGGAGAUCUCGGCGGUCGCGCCAAGUGCUCUGAGUUCACAAACGAGAUCUGCGGUAAACUUUAGAUUGCAGCCCGGAAAACCCGCCUCAAAUUAUAAAAACCUCAACAAAACCAGAAAAAGUCGCCGCAAAAAUGUGCAGAUGGGUGAAGAUAGAUCCAGUAUGAAAAAAAGCUAUUAAACACUCGCUCCCCAAACAAAAACAAUGUGUUGUAAAAACGCAUUCUUUUUACAUAACUUGACCGCAGGUUUUUUAUUUUCAACUUUCUCAAAUUCAACCAAAAUUUGCUCUCCCCAAGCAACAAAAAAAAAAAACAGAUUAAAAAAAUAGAAUAGCUACCUAAAGUAUUUUAUGUUCGAAUACUUGCGUAUAUUAUUUCAUUUAUUUCCGACCAUAUUUGCAAACGUUAAAAUUCGUUAGUUGCCCCCAUUUUUAUUGCGCUAUGUCGUUUAUUUGUGAAUUUGUGAAGACGUGGAACCACCACCAUUUAAUUAAUAUGCAACAAGUUAAAUCUAAUUAUUUAUUGAAAAUUGAUUUGUUAAGCCUUGUUAAGUUAAACCUUCCAUAAUAUCAUUCAGAAAAUUUCACCACAAAAUAACAAUGGAAGAGUAAAAGCAAAUCAAGUUUAAAGUUGAAACGGUUACUAUAAUUUGAUAAAAAAAAAAAAACAAAAAAAAAACAAGGGAAACGUAUAAAAACGUGCAGAAAAACAUACAAAAGCUAUUGUAUUAAGCAAUUGUUAUUGAUAAUAAAGCGAAAUGUAAUGCAAAAGCA